Molecule: messenger RNA, 1002 nt
Organism: Miscanthus lutarioriparius
Lineage: Eukaryota; Viridiplantae; Streptophyta; Magnoliopsida; Poales; Poaceae
Source: the annotation of a GenBank genome assembly
AUGGCGUCCUCCUCUGCCGCCGAGCCCAGCUCCCGCCUCUCUGAUCGAGCGAGGAGGUCGUCGCUGGGACUCAGAUUCAUGGUGCUCCUGAUGCACGUGCUGUUCGUUGGCGCUGUCUUCAUCCUCGAUCCGACCCUCGACUGGCGAAUCCACGAGCAGCCGUGGUAUAUAGGGUUGUAUGGAGUGCUUGUCCUGCUCACGUUAGUGCAAUACUUCUACACAGCUGGCUCAUCUCCAGGGUAUGUUAUUGAUGUAAUGAGAGCUGGUUCCAUGAUGCAUGCAACCUUCGUCAACACUGCUGCUCUUUCAAAGCAGUCAAAUUCAAGAAAUGGAAACACAAAUUCCCCGACGAGUGGUGCUCAACUACAGAAACUUAGCACGAUGAUUCCUACAUCGUCAUGGGCACACAUGGUUAUGGAUCUUUAUCCUCCAGGGUCAAGCAGCAGGGAUUGGACUUGCACUUACUGCAGGGUUGUUCAGCCACCUCGUACCCGGCACUGCCAUGACUGUGAUAAAUGUGUCCUUCAAUUUGAUCAUCACUGCAUAUGGCUUGGAACAUGCAUUGGCAAAAAGAACCAUUGUCGUUUUUGGUGGUACAUAUUUGAAGAAACAAUCCUGUGUAUCUGGACUGCUGCUCUCUACAUCGAGUCAUUGUGUUUAGAUGUGGACAAGGCCUGGUGGAAGGACUUUGUUGGUGUAAUCCUAUUGGCAGUGCUUAUCUUUAUCCUUAUAUUCCUACUGCUAUUGUGGUUGUUUCAUUCGUACAUUGCUCUAACAAAUCAAACAACCUACGAAGUUGCCAGAAGAAAGCGAAUAUUCUACCUAAGGGGAGUACCUGAAAGAGUUCAUCCAUUCAGUAGAGGCAUAUGCAGAAAUCUGUACGACUUCUGCUGUUCUAGCCAGAAGGGAUAUAUUCUGGAAGCUGUGCCCCCAAGUGAGGAGCUGGAAGCUAGAGCUGCUCGUUACACGUGCCGAGAUGUCAUUUGCUGCCGUUGCUGCUGA